Molecule: messenger RNA, 705 nt
Organism: Striga hermonthica
Lineage: Eukaryota; Viridiplantae; Streptophyta; Magnoliopsida; Lamiales; Orobanchaceae
Source: the annotation of a GenBank genome assembly
AUGGCUGCGCUUUGCGGAAACUGCUCCUCUUUUGCUUCUCCCAUGUCGCGCCUCAACCCCGCAAAUCAGCUGCCUCUUAACCCUCCUCUUUCGCACCGCCCAUGGAGGAAUAUGGGCAAACCCACUGAUUUUACACUGCCUGCUGCUUUGUCGUUGACCUCAUCGCCCCUCCAUGGUUUUAGAUUUGGAACGGAGAAGAGGAGGAGUGAUACAUUGUUGCAGACAUUAGCUGUUCGACAUCUGACCGGCUCGCUUGUGUCAGCCGAGGGUCUCCGUUUUGCGAUUGUUGUGGCACGCUUCAACGAGAUCAUUACCAGACCACUGCUGGAUGGAGCUCUGGAUACUUUCAAGAGAUAUUCAGUUAAAGAAGAAGAUAUUGAUGUUGUUUGGGUGCCUGGUAGCUUUGAGAUAGGUGUGGUUGCCGAGAAACUUGGGAAAUCACGAAAAUAUCAAGCCAUUUUGUGCAUUGGAGCUGUGAUUAGAGGAGAUACAACCCAUUAUGAUGCUGUAGCUAAUUCGGCUGCGUCUGGAGUACUGUCAGCUGGUCUAAAUUCAGGUGUCCCUUGCAUAUUUGGUGUACUUACGUGUGAUGACAUGGAGCAGGCCAUAAAUCGAGCCGGUGGCAAAUCGGGAAAUAAAGGCGCUGAAGCAGCUCUGACAGCUAUUGAGAUGGCAUCUCUAUUUGAGCAUCACCUCAAGAAUUAA